Molecule: messenger RNA, 1128 nt
Organism: Vanrija pseudolonga
Lineage: Eukaryota; Fungi; Basidiomycota; Tremellomycetes; Trichosporonales; Trichosporonaceae
Exons: 3
Coding region: 1-1128 (375 amino acids)
Source: RefSeq, a predicted model, not a curated record
AUGGCUCCUUCACCAAACCCUGGCAGCGCACGAAACCCGUCGUCCAACCCCCCACCACCCAAGCGCGUCAAGACUCAACGGCGUGUCGAGCGAGCAACCGGUGGCCCGAGCCAGGCGGUGGCCGCCAACCCUCUCACCAAGGUUCAGACCGGCGCCAGGUUCAGUACCAAGAACUGGACCACCAUUAAGGCCCCCAACCUCGGUCCCAAUGCGACGGCCCGGACGGAAGAGCCAGUGGAAAAGCAACAAAACCUCUCGCCGCCCCCGGAGACGACAAACGCCCUGGGCCUAGUUCUGUCUCCCGGUGAGCUUCCUCAUCCGCUCCAGACACAAUGUUACAACUAUCCGCAGACCCCUCCAGCAAGCAAGUCUCUUCCAUCGAGAAGAGAACAAGCGGACAGCAUACCAGAACAGAUCCACUCACGUACCGGGGCUGGCCAGGAGUUGCGGCUGUCACCGCUCGAUAUCAGCUCGGCACCCCGGGCACCCUCCACCACAGCUUCACCCACGCUGUCUUUGGAGCCGCUGCAGCCCUCACCCGUACCGGAGGAGGAAGACGCCGACGCCGACCCCGAUGACGACGCUCAAGAGAUAUCGGAGGUCCAACAGCGCCUGAACAACAUGCAGGCCAAGAUCGACCAGCUGUUGACUGGGAAGGAGUCCCUGUUGGCCGCUGAGGCUGCGUGGAAGGAGAAGGAGGCUGAAUGGAAGAAGAAGGAGGCUGAAUGGAAGGAGAAGAAAGAGGGCGCCCAUGAAGCCGAACUCGACCACCUCAAGACUCAGUACGAGAGGAAGCUCUCUGACUUGCGGCAGGUGACGUCCAACGAGAGGCAGAAGUUGGAGGCGCGCAUCAAAGCACUCGAAGCCCAGUUGGCGGGGGUGGGCACGGGACGCGUCCUCGCUGAGGAGCGCGCCGUUCGCGCUGGGCCGGGUGGGAGCGACCAGGACGUGGCGGGCGCGAUCCAACGCGCCAUUUACGGGCUGCGCGGCGCUUCGGAUAACCCCACCCCCCAAGUGCAGUCCAUCGAGGCCGUGAUGUUCCAGCUCAAGGCGAACCGCAUCGAACUCGAUCUACUCGCUUCCCGCCAGCAGCGGGAGGAGGCUCACCCAGCGCACCGGCCAUGCUAG